AUGGAGAACCUCCUCAGCCUCGCCUUCGACUCCCUCUCCUCCUACGAUGGCCCCAAGGUCCGCAAGGGCCUGCGCCAGGUAGAAGGCCUCCUCGCCCAGAUCUGCCUCUCAGCGCCGUCAAGGUCAUCAAAGUCGCCGGCGACUGACGAUGAGUCAGGCCGCUCGAGCGGCAAGUCUCUGUCCGACCUGUCCGACGACCUGGCCUUCCGCGAGUUCUUCAAGCUGCAGGAGGGUUUCGAGUGGAACGUCGCCCUGCGCCUCAUCAACACCCUUGACCGCCUCAUGGGCAAGGGCGCCGAUGGCCAGAAUGACCUCCUCAUCCUCAGCUCGCUGGAUCUGAUCCAAGGCGUCCUGCUCCUCCACCCACCAAGCAAGGCACUCUUCUCGAGAGAACAAAACAUGAACCUCCUCCUCGACCUCCUCGAACCCGUCAACUGCCCGGCGAUCCAAUCCGCGACCCUUCUCGUCCUCGUUGUGGCUCUCAUCGACACCCCCCUGAACACGCGCACCUUCGAGGCCCUCGACGGCCUCCUCACCGUCACCUCCCUCUUCAAGUCCCGCUCCACCGCCCGCGAGGUCAAGCUCAAGCUCGUCGAGUUCCUCUACUUCUACCUCAUGCCCGAGGUCCCCUCCAUCCCGCGCGCCGACGCCCGCGUCUCCGUCCCCGCGAUCCACCAGCGCAGCCCCAGCAAGCUCGCCGGGGCCUUCGCGGGCGGCAACUCCACCGCCUCGGAUGCUCAGCACUACGCAAGGAGUCGCGCCGGCAGCGAGUCCGCCGACACCCUGACCACAGAGGAGAAGCAGGAGCUGCUGGGCCGCCAUCUCAGCAGCGUCGAGGACCUGGUCAAGGACCUACGGACGUGCGCGCCCUUUGGCGGCGUCGUUUGCUGA
This is a messenger RNA of Colletotrichum aenigma, 891 nucleotides long. It is a transcript of the gene cdc14, whose product is annotated as Cell division control protein 14. Bases 1 to 891 code for a protein of 296 amino acids. The transcript has 2 exons. The record is from RefSeq and is a predicted model, not a curated record. Lineage: Eukaryota; Fungi; Ascomycota; Sordariomycetes; Glomerellales; Glomerellaceae.